UUCGUAGAUCAGUAAACUGUUGACCCUGGUCGUUCCAUGCCUCAACUUACCCGCUAGCAAAGCACAAUUAGGCAAUUUUAAUAAUAACAGAUGACUAUUAGCGCAAAUACGAUCCGCUACAACCACAUGUUCCUAAAUAUAACCGUGAUAUAUACCUAAAUAUAUCUAUUAUUUGGAAAACAGACAAAAAAUUGAAUUAAUUGGCAAAUUCACCAAAUUAUGAGUUUAUUUAUACAUGAAGACCGUUUGUAGCCCUGUCACUUAGUUGUAGGGAAAUGCUGAUGUUUUCAUUUGAGUUAUGCGACCCCUAGACAAGAAAACAGGACAAGCUAGUAAACAGCCGAGAAAAGAACAAAAAAAAAGGUCUGACAUAUUAAUACCUAGCUUUACACCUGAAGAGUUAAUCAAACUCGGUAAGCAGUAUGCAGGACUGGAAUCGCCCAUCGAUAUAUCAUUCCCGAUACUCACGGAGGCACAUCUGCGACCAUUGGAAUGGGUCAAUUUCGAAAAGAGUCCAAAACGGAUGAAAAUUUCCAAUAGCGGAACGACAGCCAUCCUGAGUGCCAAAUGGCACGGGCCUCGCCCCUACCUCUCGAAGGGACCACUCACAGGAUUUUACGUCUUUUCUCAGCUCCAUUUUCAUUGGGGCAGUAACUUGGAGGAAGGAAGUGAGCACACUAUGGAUGGAAGAUCGCUUCCCCUGGAGGUUCAUGUUAUGUUCUUCAAAAACACCUACUUGACUCAAGAAGACGCCAUGAAACAAACGGAUGGUACUGUCACCGUCGCAUACCUCUUCACAUUGCAGAGUAAUGAUAACGAAGAUUUCAAUCCUAUCAUUUCCGCGAUUCAAGAAAUACAAAGACCGCUUACGUCUUAUCAUUUGGAACUGCUUCCUCUGCAGAAGUUCCUUAACAUCUUUACAGAUGACUAUUUUAUGUAUUGGGGCAAUGUGGUGAAUAGGAGUAUAUUGUGGUUGGUAUGUCGUAGGCCGCUUGGAAUCAGCGCACGACAGCUUUCAUUUUUUCACAGCAUGACGGGAAUCAACGAGAAACCCAUCACAAAAAACUUUCGGAGUAUUAAGGAAAUCAAUCAUCGAACUGUUUAUCACAUCAAUGCAUCAAGAUAUCGAAGUGACGUUCUCAUUGAAUUUAGAAGAGAAUCGAGAAUAAGUAAUACCAGGAAGACUAGACACGGCGAAACAGGCAAGAAUGCGGUUGGAAUAGGCGAUGGAAAGCUGAGGAAUGAUCAACUUUCCAAGGACGGUUCGGCAGAAAAAGUAUCUCAAAAUCUGAAGGAUGAUUCUAUUCAUAUUAAUAUAUCCGUGCAUACUGAUGAGAAAAUGGAAAAUGUCAAUUCAAUCUCGGUUAUCGACGAAGAAGAAGAAGUGAGUAGUUUACAUCGAUCUACCUCAAACAAUGAAGCUAUCAACUUGGAAAAGAAAAGGAAGAGCCAAAUCAAAUUUCAGUUGGCAUCGGCGUUACUGAAUCUCGAAAAAGAAGAAGGAAACGAUUACGGUUUUCUAGAAAAAUACCUUCAAACGAAAUUCGACACAAUCCAGCAAGACCAAUGUUGUCGUCCGCCGUCGAGCGACGAGAAACAAGAAGGGAUGCUUCUCCCGAGCGUCCGUUCUCUCCGUAUGAACUCGUUCGAAGACUUCGACUCGUCCACGGCUUCAACAAUAAGAGACAAAAGUAAAUCAGAUACGAAUUGCUUCAAAAAAUUUGCAACAUCGAAUGUCGAUAGUGAUUGUGAGAUCGGGGAAACUAACAAAUCCUGUUGGUCCUCGAUGAAUAACAUGUCUGAAAAGGAAAGCAGGAGUGAAGGGGUGGAAGAGCUGAUCCUUCAAACUAGACCGAAGACGUCCGCCGCCAAGCUGUUGUCCACGGGCAGCAGCAUGAUCAUCAAUGCCGAGGAGAGGGUCCUGACCCUCCGUUCCUCUAGCAAGCUGGCCCAAGUAGUGUCGCCCCCCUCCAGGACGAAGUCCAUCACCCGGGCCGUUCUCGUCAGGAAGCCUUCUUCAGAAAAGGAUAAGGCAAAGAAUGCAAUGCUAAGUGAAAGUUCCGGAAAGUCAAUAGAAUCGACGGUGGAAGAAGCCCGGGCUAAAAUUCGCUCUUCAUUGAAGCAGUCACUGACGAGGUUGAGUAAGCUACGUGGAUCGCCGUUGAAGGAUUCUACGAAGAACCAGAAACCUGAUUCGAGAUCCUCAAGACCGGCUUGGAGGUACUGAAGGACGGCUUUGCGGGAUCAAACUUCUACAGGAAAGACGAUAUUACUGUUUAUUUAUGUGUAAUUGUAACGUCUUAAACGGUUUUAUUUUAUUAAUAAAUUAUUGUUCCACUUUGACAAAAAUCCUCGAAUACGUCUCAUGUGUUUUUAUUAAUUCA
Nezara viridula (southern green stink bug) is the source of this 2384-nucleotide messenger RNA. The record is from the annotation of a GenBank genome assembly. Lineage: Eukaryota; Metazoa; Arthropoda; Insecta; Hemiptera; Pentatomidae.